Messenger RNA from Aphanomyces astaci, 1137 nucleotides. RefSeq lists its product as hypothetical. Bases 17 to 1078 code for a protein of 353 amino acids. Lineage: Eukaryota; Oomycota; Saprolegniomycetes; Saprolegniales; Verrucalvaceae. Gene Ontology annotation, molecular function: metal ion binding; agmatinase activity. The transcript has a single exon. The record is from RefSeq and is a predicted model, not a curated record.
UAACUUGCAUCGAGCGAUGAGCAACUUCUUGGUGUCCACGUUGCAGGCAUCGGACCUCCAGCGACUGCAAAGCCAGCGCGCGGGCGAGACGCGACUGGGCCAAGCCCUCCGCUUCAUCCAUCCCGACCUCCCUCUUCCCCAAGGCCUCCAUGAGGCCAAGGCCCAGGGCGUCAAGUACGUUAUUGUCGGCGUGCCUGAAGACGUCGGUCCUCGCGCCAACUUUGGAAACGGAGGAGCGGCCCUCGGCUUUCAGGCCUUCUUGGGGCGCUUCUUAAAUGUCCAAGCGAAUGCGUUUGUGAAAGGAUCCGAGAUUCUUCUGCUCGGCGAAGUGAACUUGGCCGACAUCCAGGCCAAAUCGGCGUCGUUGAGUGCCAGCGACGAAGCACAGCUGGCAGAGCUGCGAGCGCACGUGCAAACGAUCGAUGAACGCGUGAGCUCCGUCCUGAAGCACGUGUUUGACGCCGACCUCGUUCCCAUCGUCAUUGGGGGCGGCCACAACAACGCCUACCCCAUCCUUCAAGCGCUGUCUCAGAGUCGCAGCAGUGGCGCCGACUGCAUCAACCUGGACCCGCACUGCGACUUCCGCCUCCUCGAAGGCCGGCACAGCGGAAACGGCUUCAGCUACGCGCAUGCAGCCAAGUACUUGAGCUCGUACUACGUGGUGGGUCUGCACGAAGUCAAGAAUGCACAGACUGCCCUCGACCAGAUGACCCAAGCCGGCGCCGGGUUUACUAGUUACCAAGAGAUCUUCAUCCGCCGCCAAACCACGUUUUCCCAGGCUGUGGACAAGGCCAUCGCGUACGUCGGUGGCGGCGGCUCCUCCAAGCCCGUGGGAUUAGAAGUCGACACGGAUAGCAUCUCCGGCAUGCCCGUGAGUGCCCUGACCAAUUGCGGCCUCUCGGUGGCCGACGCCGAGCAUUAUGUGUACAAAGUGGCGACGCAGCUGAAGCAGCGGGUUGCGUAUCUGCAUUUGGCCGAGGCGGCGCCGGGGCAGCAUCCCGCCGGAGUGGCCGCGGGGAAGAGCGAAGCGGGACAAAUCCUCACGGCGCUCGUGCUCGCAUUUGUGCAAACCAAUUAAAAUACGGUCAAACGCAGUGUGUAUUUUUUAAAAAUAUGCGUCCUGGAUCGUACUGGGCG